UCAUGGAGAAGCUCUUACUUGCUCUGUCCCAAAUUCUUCCACUGCCCAUUAAUAAAUGUCUUGGAACAAGAUCAAGCCCAUCCAUCGCCAAACUUGAAGUAAUUCAAUCGCCGACGAAGCUGCCGACGAAGCUGCUUACGAAGCUGCUUCUGUUCUUCCUCCUCUUCUCGCUCUGGCUCUGGCUCUGGCUCUGGCUCUGCCUCUGCCACUUCAAUUGUGGCGCCGAUGGCUAAGCUGCUCAUGCUCAAGGAGUACCUCGAGCUCGACGACGACGGUUUCGUGCUGGGCGUCGGCGUCACUACCAUCCGCAGCCUCCUCGACGCCGAGCUCCUCAGAGAAUCGGCCAUGAGGAACGCAGCGCGCAGCGCCGCGGCAGCUAACGGGAACGCGCUCGGUAAAUUCGCCGCCGCCAUCGAGGCCGUCAAAGCGCGCUGUUUGCCGUCCUCUUCGCGGCAGGAGCGGGCUACCUUCUCGGUGCUCUCCAGGAAGAAUAAGACGAAGGAGAAAGAUAAGAAGACAAAACAGAGGCUCACGGCGGAUCAGAACCCGUCCGCCGCCGUCGGAUGGCAGUGUCUCCGGUUCCCGUCGCCAGUCAUCAGCAGCGGCCAGAGCAAUUGCUCGCACGCCGCCUCCCCUGCCCCCUACUACCUCCAAGUCAGCUCCUCCACCAGCGAAGAAAGGAAAGAACACUCACCGCCUCCAUCAUCCUCGUCCCAACCAUCGGGGAACGAAGAAGUCACCUCCAUCACCGCCACCCUCUCGGCGGCGACGGAAUUUGAUGGAAGAGAGUUGGAAGAGAACGAGUCCAACGACGAUGCAGAGAAGAUUCGAGUGAAUUUAGUUUCGGUGAUCGACUAUACGAAUAAAAAGGAUUGUGUUGUUGUUGAGGAGGAAGAGGAAGAGGAAGAGGAAGAAGAGUCCUUUUAUCGCAGCCUCGACAAUAUUGAAAGGUCGACGGAGCAGCUGCUGCACCAGAUCCGACGGUUCGAAAUGCUCGCGGAGCUGGAUCCCCCGAUGGAGUGUUGCUCCCUGUCGUCGGACGGGGACGACGACGUGUCGUCGCCGUCGUCGCACGCCGAGGAGGAGGAGGGGCGGGCGUGGGAGAUGUUCGGGCGGCUGAAGGCCAACGCGCCGCAAGGCGGCGGGGAGAAGCUUCUGCUGGACUUCUUCAUCCAAGGCGGCAAAACUGACGGCGGUCUUCUUCUGAUGAGGCAGCGUGAGACGACCACAACGACGGAGUUGCUCCGCACGGCCAGGCGGUGGAUCGACGGGAGUCCGGGCGGGGAGGUGGAGGAGGACUGCGGGCACGGGGAGGCGGCGACGUUGAGGGAGAUGGAGAUUAACGGACGGUGGAGAUGCUUCCAUGAGGAGGUGGACGAGCUGGCCCUGCGGUUUGGAGACGCAAUGCUUCAGUUGCUCGUGGAAAAAUUAGUGAAAGAACUAGCAUCACAAUUAUAACAGUAAAAAUAAUAAUCCAAGAUUUUCUUCUUUCUUUUUGCUGUUUUGAUUCUUUGAUUCGCUGAUGGAGAUUGCAUAGUUUGAUUCUGUUGGUUGAUCAAAUAAGAACAAUAGUUUGGUAAUA
Messenger RNA from Zingiber officinale, 1582 nucleotides. RefSeq lists its product as uncharacterized. Lineage: Eukaryota; Viridiplantae; Streptophyta; Magnoliopsida; Zingiberales; Zingiberaceae. The record is from RefSeq and is a predicted model, not a curated record. The coding region runs from base 226 to 1458 and encodes 410 amino acids. The transcript is spliced from 3 exons.